Molecule: messenger RNA, 1135 nt
Organism: Arachis stenosperma
Lineage: Eukaryota; Viridiplantae; Streptophyta; Magnoliopsida; Fabales; Fabaceae
Product: glyoxylate/hydroxypyruvate reductase HPR3-like
Exons: 2
Coding region: 131-1075 (314 amino acids)
Cellular component (GO): cytosol
Molecular function (GO): hydroxypyruvate reductase [NAD(P)H] activity; glyoxylate reductase (NADPH) activity; NAD binding
Source: RefSeq, a predicted model, not a curated record
AGUACGAAACUACCAUUAAUGGAAGUUGGAAUCUCUGAUAAUGAGUGGGUCCCACAAAAGCGAGCCUUGACAGCUGAUGACUUGUUAGUAAACAGAUCGGCGAGUGAGUGACUGAAAUCUGAGUGCGGCCAUGGAUUCAGAGCUUCCAGCGCUCUUGGUCUUGGGUCCUCCAAUGGUCUUCAACCUCUUCCAAUCUCACUACUCUCACAAAUACCGUUUCCUCAAUUUCUUUUCGUCUCACCUACCACUCCCCCAAUUUCUUCAAACCCAACACGCCCACCCUACCUCCGUCCGCGCCAUCCUCUGCAACCCGCGACAGCCGGUCACUGCUGACGUCAUCCGGUCACUCCCCUCCCUCGGCAUCGUCGCUACUACCACCGUUGGUGCUGACCACAUCGACACCGCCGAGUGCCGCCGCCGAGGCAUCCAGGUUGUUACUCUCGGGUCACAGUUUGCCCCCGAUGUUGCUGACAUGGCCGUGGCGUUGCUGAUCGACGUCAUGUUCAAGAUCUCUGCCGGUGAUCGGUUUGCCAAGAAGUCGAUUCAUUUCAAGCCAUGGAGCUUCCCUUCUGGUUCAAAGCUAGGAGGCAAGAGAGUUGGGAUUAUAGGAUUGGGAAGAAUUGGUGGAGAAGUUGCCAAAAGGCUAGAGGCCUUUGAUUGCAUAAUCAUGUACCAUUCAAGGAACAAGAAUCCAUCAGUCUCAUACACUUUCUACUCCAAUGUGGUUGAUCUUGCCUCUAACAGUGAUGUUCUUGUACUUUGUUGUCCAUUAACUGAGCAAACAAAGUACAUAGUCAACAAGGAAGUAAUGUUAGCAUUGGGGAAGGGUGGCAUUAUUGUAAAUGUUGGAAGAGGAGCUCUAAUUGAUGAAAAGGAAUUGGUACAAUGUUUGAUGAAAGGGGAAAUAAGAGGUGCUGGUUUGGAUGUGUUUGAGAAUGAGCCUAAUGUUCCCAAAGAGCUCUUUUCAUUGGACAAUGUUGUCCUUUCACCACAUGCUGGUGCAAUUACAUUAGAUUGUUUCAUGGAUGCAUGUGAACAUGUGGCAAAGAGUUUUGAUGCCUUCUUCUCAAGUUAACCCCUUAUUAUUUCUCCUGUGUCUUCAUGUACACUUCAAUUUUUACGAAUUUAACUUAGA